Molecule: messenger RNA, 1217 nt
Organism: Acanthoscelides obtectus
Lineage: Eukaryota; Metazoa; Arthropoda; Insecta; Coleoptera; Chrysomelidae
Source: the annotation of a GenBank genome assembly
AUGUCUGAAAGAGCGAAAUAUAUGGUAGAAAUUGCCAGAAAACAAAUGAGACAUGCAGAAGUUGAUGAGAACUCAGGUGAUAUAUUGCAAAAUGGUAACGGUAGUUCAAAAAGUGUGGUGUCGGAAGUUUUUCAAGAAGAUGAUUCCUGUGGUGGUAAUAGAGCUGAUAAUCAAGAAACGGACCGCAGAAUUGAAGAAGAAAGUGCUGUUUUACACACUGAGAACUGUAGUUCGAAAAGAGUGGUGUCGAAAGUUUUCCGAGAAUAUGAUACGUUUGGUGGAGUUGAAAAUCAAGAAACGGUGCAUGCAGUUGAAGGAGAUGACGACAUGAAUAUAAUAUAUCCAACUUCAACAGACGAACUCGAAGUAGAAGAUCCUUAUAGCAGCGAUGAUUCCUUGCGUGACAGAAACUAUGUUCCAGACUCAUCCUCUUCAUCUGAUUCCGAACAAUCAUCCGAAUCACGUAAAGUCAUGUUUGAGCUGAUUCUUGGAACAUCCGUGGUGAAUUCCUUAAUAAUAUAUAACUUAUGUGCUAAAGAAAAAUUGAGCAUAACAGAGUUUAGGCGUCAGCUAGCUUACUCCCUAGUCAAAUCUCCAAACUCUGAAGAAACGAUAAAGGUUCCAAAAAAAAGAGUGCAUAGUUUUCAAAAACCUGACGGACCUGGCAGGAAAAAGCGCAAGCCCUAUAUGAUUAGCGAAACAUAUGUGGGAUAUGGAACCUGGUGGAUUAAAGACUGAAAAGCUUCUAUCAUAGACAAGUGGUACCUAUGAAAUGCGAUGUAGUAAUAGUUACUGGUACUGGUAUUCCUUAGAUUGCAUUGUCAAGCACUCGUUUUUAUAUUGUGAAUGUUUCGCUUUCUUUUACUUUAUGGGCUCUACAUCCAAUGACUUGUCAUACAUAAAAUUUAAAUAACUUGACGAAUAAAUUAUCAAUCAAGAUAUACUAGAUCACACCUCAGACUGAGUUGAGUUAACCUCACUGUUUCCAAUAUAGAUAGAUGGAACUAGAUUGCCCUGAGUGUAAGUUAAAUCCGUCAUAAAUGUGGUACUAAUAUCAUUUCUUGCACCAACAGUCCCUUCGAUUGGACCAAUGUAUACUCUAAACGAAUUCUACCAUGAACAAGUGAUACCUUAGAUUUUUCACGAAAAUAGGUUGCACCACUCCCAGUAGGUAACAUUCGAAGACCAUCUUAUUGUAGAAGAGCAUCAAAUAUAAU